This is a messenger RNA of Capronia epimyces CBS 606.96, 1917 nucleotides long. RefSeq lists its product as uncharacterized. The coding region runs from base 1 to 1917 and encodes 638 amino acids. The record is from RefSeq and is a predicted model, not a curated record. The transcript has a single exon. Gene Ontology annotation, molecular function: DNA-binding transcription factor activity, RNA polymerase II-specific; sequence-specific DNA binding; zinc ion binding. NCBI's taxonomy places the organism in Eukaryota, Fungi, Ascomycota, Eurotiomycetes, Chaetothyriales, Herpotrichiellaceae. Gene Ontology annotation, biological process: positive regulation of transcription by RNA polymerase II; DNA-templated transcription.
AUGCCGAAGAGUCCACCAACUGCUGAAGGAUCCUACAUACGUUUCCGCCUGGCGCCUGCCGCCCACAAAGGUGGGCUUGAGGCUUCUGCGAAGAGACCGCGUCUCGAUAGUGGUGAGCAGGGCGGUGAGCAGGCUGGUGAGCAGGGUGGUCGUGCCGGGCUGGCCUGCUACCGAUGCAGACAACGAAAGAAAAAGUGCUGUCGCUCGCUCCCAGAGUGUUCAGCAUGCGUCGCUCGAGGCGUUCGCUGCGUGUUUCCCAGCAAGAGUGACUCGAUCAGCACCUCGGAGGCCAUGGAGCUCAAGUCACAGAUAGAAUGGUUGUCUCAGCAUGUCUCCGUCGUGGACGGCUCCCAAAUGCUGAGUCCUACAGCCACGGCCACGUCCGCAGCGUCGACGACGAUGGCCGAGGGUCCCAAUCCCGAGUCCGAUGAUGCUGGGGCGGCGCUACAAAGCCAUGUUGACCGCCACCAGCCUAAGACGAAAUUGCGGCUGCCUGCUUGGGCCGAGCGACGACAUCUCGUUGAAGCUUACUUUCGUCACGUCCACAAAGCAUACCCCUUUUUGGACCGGCAGCAGGUGUUGGAGGACCUUGAUCGUUCCACCCGCGGCCUUCCCAGUGACACGAAUGAAGUGUCCCCCCUCGUAUAUGUUCUCUGCGCCAUCGGCUCUGCAACUCUACAUCGAAUUGGCAAGUUAUCGGAUGAAGCAUUGGCAACCAUGACCGUCCCCUACAAAUAUUUUGUCAACUCCUGCCUGGCCGAGCCGAAUGUCGAGUCGACUGGCAUCUUGAUGUUGGUGACCAUCUAUUCCGUCUUUGACCCGGACGGGAUUUCGCCGUGGCUGUUGACCGGAUUGCUCGGGCGCCAGGCCAUCGCUCUCGGGCUCAGUCGCCGGUCGUCGACGGAGCACGGCCUGACGUUGCAGGAAGUAGAGACACGACACCGGUUAUUUUGGAGCAUUUACGCGCUGGACCGCGAAAUUGCGGCUUCGUUUGGUCUUCCUGUGGCAAUUAAUGACGAGAAUGUAAACGUCCCGCUUCCUUCGGUCACCAUCGACGAGUAUGCCUCUCCAUCUCGGGUCCGGCACAGCAGAAUCCUCCAGGUGUGUCGAAAUGCCAUUGCCCUGCGGGAGCUUGAGGGCAAGAUCCUGCAGCAGGUUCACCUCUCCAACCCGAUCUCCAGCAUCAACGUCGGCAAUGCCGACCGACAAGGCGUCAUUGAUCGAUUCAAGUCAAACCUGGACGAUUGGUAUGCCAAUGGGUGCCUCCUGUCACAAUUGGAGGACGAUGAGAUCUCGUUUCACGACACGAUCCCGUGGCUGAACGUGCGCUAUCACGGCCUUCUCAUUCUUCUGCACUGUCCUUCCCGCUUCAACACUUACUACUCCCGGGACCAGCUCAGCCACUUGUACCAGUCAAUCCAGAAAUACCUCCAGUGCAGCGCCGUGCUUCUUCGACAAGGCCAUCUGAUGCUCCACCACAGCACCCUCAACCGGAUUCUCGUGAUUUGUCUGUUACUGAUCUUCUGUUUGCAGCAGGGGCAUCUUGAUCGUGUCAGGGAGCAUGACCUCAACGGGGACGUUACUCUGGGAAUCGAGAUUCUCGAGGCCUUCUCGAAUCGCUGGCCACUUGCCAAGCGGAGCCUUGGUGUGUUUCGGGCCCUCCACAAUCUGUUGGUGACCACCCCUACCGAUGGCCCCCAUACUGCAUCGAUUCUGGCAAACCAAGAAACGCUGAGGGGCAUCCAAAUCGACGCGCUCGCCAUAGUUCAAGACGCGAUGGGACCUUCGAGCCUGUUUCAUAACCUCGGUGAAGAAUCAAUCGCUUCGGGCUUUCAGGCCCAGGCGUCCGGACGUGCAGGGAAAGUACGCAUUCCUUUUGAACGCUUGCCGGACAACCCUGUUUUGCGUGAAGUCUGA